UACUGUUACACAGGGAAACGCAUUUUUUUUUGUCUUUUCUCUUCGUCACAUUUCAUUUUCCUUCGAAUCGCAACUCACACUUUUUUGCUUUUCUUCGGAAUCCACAUUUCCCCAUUCAUUUCCCUUCUUCGAAAUCCCCCCCUUUUCCCGUCAUCUCGGCAAAAGGGGGAACACAAGAAUUUCUGAUUUACAUUCGAUUUUCCUCAUUGGUUCCUCGCAAUUCACCAUGAUUCCCAUGAGGCUUUUCCUGGUACUAUUUUCCCUGUUCCCCGUAUCAUUUUCUCUCGAGAAUCUCAAUUCCCAUGACCAUAAUCUUCUCCUUCAGAUGCCAACAAUCGUCGAAUAUCCGGAAUUCGAGGAGGAACUGAAGUUGAGGUGUACGAGCUGGAGAUUCGCGGUGGAAGCGAACAAUCUGAGUCCGUGGAAGACGAUUCCUGAAGAAUGCGCUGAGUAUGUGAAGGAAUACAUGAUGGGGAAGGGUUACGUUCUUGAUCUGGAAACGGUUUCCAAGGAAGCUGGGGAAUAUGCAAAGAGUGUAGAACUGCGUGGUGAUGGCAAGGAUGUGUGGAUUUUCGACAUUGAUGAGACCCUUCUCUCCAAUUUGCCUUAUUAUGCUGCACACGGAUACGGGUUGGAGGUUUUUGACCAUGGGAAGUUUGACAAAUGGGUGGAGAAGGGUAUAGCUCCGCCCAUAGAACCCAGUUUAAAACUCUAUGAAGAUGUUUUGAAUCUGGGAUUCAAGGUUAUUCUACUGACUGGACGGAGUGAAAGGCACAGGAGUGUUACCGUUGAUAAUUUGAUCAAUGCUGGGUUUCGGGAUUGGCACCAGCUCAUAUUAAGAGCCUCAGAAGAUCAUGCGAAAUUAGCUACAAUUUACAAAUCGGAGAAGAGGAGUGAGAUGGAGAAAGAUGGAUACAGGAUUCUUGGAAAUUCCGGUGACCAGUGGAGUGAUUUAUUAGGUUCUUCACUGUCUGUUCGGUCCUUCAAGCUUCCAAAUCCCAUGUAUUACAUCGCUUAGUAGUGGUUCAUUUAUUUGCAAAUAAUGCUGUCUGAAUUGUACAUAAUGAAACUGACGAAUUCAUAUACUGCACAUGCCAUUGAAAAUG
Gastrolobium bilobum is the source of this 1106-nucleotide messenger RNA. Its product is annotated as acid phosphatase 1-like. The record is from RefSeq and is a predicted model, not a curated record. The transcript is spliced from 3 exons. Gene Ontology annotation, molecular function: acid phosphatase activity. NCBI's taxonomy places the organism in Eukaryota, Viridiplantae, Streptophyta, Magnoliopsida, Fabales, Fabaceae. Bases 227 to 1018 code for a protein of 263 amino acids.